UUGCUAUUUGUCAAUUGUCAAUUGUUUGACAUUUGUUUGGUUGUGAUUCGUAAAUUGUGAUUGACCGACCAAGUAAAGUUGCAGUUAUUUAAAGUGUCUUGGCUUUUUAUUUAAAUAAGAUUUAUGUUUUCAAAUUUUCAUCAUACAGACCUAUCGGUAUAUCAUGAACGAAAAUAGAAACAUUUAGCAUUCUUUUGUGAUGUAAUUGUUUGUUAUCACAAUGAACCCUUACAAGGAUGUGGAGGAAAAUUCUUUCGCUACUUCCUCGCAUUUGUCGUACGAAGACAUAGCUACGAAACUACUUAAGGAUCAUUACUUCCUCACUGCUUUGGAACUGCAUACGGAACUCGUGGAGAGCGGAAAAGAACUACCUCAAUUGAGAGAAUUUUUUUCCAAUCCAGGAAACUUUGAACAACAUGUAUCUCGGCCGACUGAGUUUACAUCUAUGCACCGAACCCCGAGCCAAGCCACUCUGGACUCUCUAGACACUGCUAGAUAUUCAGAAGAUGGUGGCGGUGAUCGUGGAGGCAGUGGUGGAGAUGUUGCUGUACUUGAAUUCGAAUUACGCAAAGCUCGAGAAACUAUUAACGCAUUGAGAGCAAAUCUUACUCAGUUUGCAGAUGGAGAAUCAUCAUUAGACAAAAGUUCAAAAUACUUAUCAGACCAUCAAACUUUAAAACCUCAUGAAAAAAGGGCUUUAAACUUCCUCAUAAAUGAAUAUCUUUUACUCCAGAACUACAAACUUACUUCCAUUACAUUUUCUGAUGAAAAUCCUGACCAGGAAUUUGAAGACUGGGAUGAUGUAGGUCUUAACAUGCCUCGACCAGCUGGGCUGGUAUCUUUAUUUCGAGGAAAGUCCACAUUGAGCCUUCCAAAGUCUGAUGCAUCUACAGAGACAGAUUGGCAACUUAUGGAGAUAGAAUGUCAGACUGAAAUAGAUGAGGGCAAUGUUUGUGUCAGUUGCCAGACUACACUUGUUCAUGAGACUGAUUGGAGUCAUGAACUCCUUAUUCAAGCAGAAGAGAUAGAACUACUUAAGCAAAAAAUAAUCGCCCUUGAAACUGAGAAACUGAACUUCCAAAAACUAUAUGAUGCUGCUAUAGUGAGUUUGAAUUCUCUAACAAGUCCUACAUCUGAGGGCAAAGGACUUGAUCUUAAUAUACCAGAGGAGAAACUUUUGUCUGUCCAGCCACCACUUGACAGGCCAAUCACUUGCACUGCAGCAGAGAAUCAUUAUGGCAGUGGGAAUUCUACGCACAGUGCAACCCCAGAGCAGUUUGAAAUUAUUGAUAAUGAGAAGAAUAGCAUCAGAAAAGAAGGCUCCAAUAUUAGUUCGUUAGAUCCAACAGUACUAGGCGAGCAUAGCACGAGAGAUUCCCCGUUACGCCGCGGCAGUGUCACCACGCUCGACGAAACUCUUAGUAUAAACGACAAUGGGGAGUGGACCCGCGUGCAAUACGAGUACAAUAGCAUUGAUACUAAUAAUAAGGAGAUGUGGAUUGACAGUGGGCUGCCGAAUAGUUUGAAAGUGUCGAUAUUGAACUGGUGCUGCGAGACGCUGAACUUUAACGAACCACUGAAUAAUGACCUUCUGGCUGAAUUAGUGGCGAACGACAAGCCAAUCACACUACCUGGCCUGAUGAUAUUAGCCGCUGAUACUUUGCCAAGGAUUCUGCCGCACACGCUGGUGGCGCGGCGCGGCGAGGCGGCGGCGCUGCUGUGCGCGCUGGCGGCGCUGCUGCCGGGCGGCGGCGAGGGCGCGGAGGGCGCGGGGGGCGCGGCGCGGCGCGCGCGCACGCUGCACGCGCUGCUCACGCUCGUCAAGAAACCGGACCCCGCCGACACCAGGGUCAUCUGCGAAGCGGCGUGCUUUAUAGUCAAAUGGGGCGGUAGCGGCGAAGUACUGUCUUCUAUAGCCGAGUUACUAUCAUCUAAAACGUUGGAGCGGCGCAUACUAGCGAGUCAGAUAUGCAUGGCCAUCGCCCCAUACGUUCCCAUAGAGUUGUGCACUUCCCUACUUCUAAGUCUCGUCGUUUUGAUGUGCGAGUCAAAUGAAUUAGAAAUACGAAUUUUGGGCUUGAGAUCUGCAUGCCUAAUAUGUCCAGUGGCCGAUCAUAAAUACACGCAACUGGAGAACUUAAUGUUCAACUUUUUGAAAGAUCCAGCAGAGAAAUGUGUGAAAGACACCAUUAAUGUGUUUGUUCCGGUGCUGGCGAGGAGUGCUCUCAUGUCAGGAAAGUUCACAUCAGACCUUUGCAGUCGGAUUAUGAAGAACCUAAAGAAAGCUUGUCUAGACAAUGAGUGGAAGAGUGUACUUUUAUAUUUGAACGUGUUUAGAGUGUUAGUGUUGGCCAAACUGGCCUACGUAGUCAAUGUACAAAUAGUUAGGGAUGUUACCAUGACCAACUGUGAUAUGGAAUCAAUUAAUUUACAAGAAGUGCCGUUAGAGGAGCAGUAUUUUAUAGAUUUGCAAUGCUAUAUUACCGACGUUGACGCCAAGAUGUUGUUGGGGGCUUUAAAUAAUUUGAUUAAAGAAAAACCAAAGGUUAGAUGGCCUGAGUUAACAUGGUUUAUUGAUAAUAUAAAACAAAUUUUAGAAGUGACAAAAAAUAUCAAAGUGCUGAAUCACCCGACGGUGUAUGAUAUACUAAUUACACUAUUUAAUAGUUACAUAGAACAUUUCAAUGUGAAUUUUACAAAGUCGAUAUUGAAAUCGAUAUUUGUCGAUAUAAUUGUGGAUCUCGAACAGAAAAUGGAAAAAUUGCACACAAUAAACGUGGACAGCGCUGCGGUUGUCGGAAUUUAUCUAGUUACAGUGUUACCAGCUUUAGAAGAUAAGUCACAGCAUGCCGAGUUUCUGCAAAAAUGGAUUAUGUACAGCAGUAUCCGGGAUCUUCCAGUGAAAAUAUUCUCAAUACCGUUGAAAUGGGUGGCGGAGCACAAACCCGACACGCUCGACUUCUACCUACAACAUCUUAGGGAGUUUGCAGCGAGCAGUUGUGAGAGUUCCAGUGGUAGUUUAAUACGUGUUUAUAUCGCUAACCUUAUCAAUGAAUUAUUGAAUGUUGUUGAGAUUAGCGAGAAAACUAUUGAAAGACAAGUUUUGCCGGCAGUCAUGGCUUUGUUACACGAUGAUGAAGGGUCGGUGCGCGAGGCGGCGCUGGGCGCGUGGGGCAGCACGACGCGCGCGUGCCUGAGCCGCGCGCUGGCGUGCGAGCGCGCGUGCUGGGCGCCGGCGGAGGGCGCGGUGCGCGGCGCGCUGGGCGCCCGCGAGGCCGCGCGCGCCGCCGACGCGCUGGCGCUGCUCGUGCUGCCCACCGCCGGCAGCCGCGCCGUCUCCGAGAACGCGGUGUCGCUGCUGUGCGCCCUGUGCCACAGCGCGUCGUCGGCGGAGUGCGUGUCGGCGCUGACGCCGGGGCUGCAGCUCGCCGCACACCACGCGCGCCACCACCCCGCGCUCGUGCCCGCGCUCAGAAAACUAGAAGAAACCGUGCAGACACCCACAUUAGCGCAGUACAAGCCGGCCAUCGAGGCGCUGCUGCACACGGUGGCGGGCCCCAGCGCCGAAGUAUCGCGCGAGCCGGCGCGCCCCGCCACUAACCUGCACGCCGCGCAGGAGGUAGGCAGGCGAGUCACGCAAAUGUUCCAGCAGUCGAAAACUAACAUGAAUUUACAAAAUAUAUUCAAGAAGAAAACAUAGCUAUCGAUGUAAUGGACGGCGAUAGUACAUAGUGAAAGUAACACCCCGUGAGCUUUAUCAGGGUAAUAAAUCUGUUAAGUGUUUGAUAUUGCAGUGGCCGGGCCAAAGCAUUUUGAAUAUGUUAUAUACAAAAGUGACCAUUGAUCACAAAAUAUAUUAAACGAUGAUUUAGCAAGUUUUACAAUUAAAUAUGAUCAAACAUUAGGUAACCACAUUUUAUGUACACUUCUUCGAACAGUCUUAGUGACAGCGCGCAAUGUAUAUGAAAUUAAUGACGAUCUAUAUUGAAUCAUAAGAUUGGGCAGUUUAAAUUUUAUUUUUUUAUACAACUUCAAGAGGGAAAUGUCGAUAAACCAUGACCUUAUUAGUCUGACCACUCGAAUUAUCGGAAACAGACGUGAUCUACCUGCGUUUAUUUAAGACUCAUAACGCGACUUUUAUUUUUCUUGUGUUUUAAAUCCUUAAUUAUGUCUUUAAAAAGCUCUUACACCAAACAACAUUGAUAUAAACAACAAAAUACUUAAUAAUAUAAUAUUGUUGGAUCAUGGAAGUGAAAAAUACUAGGAAGAAAAUAUAAAAGUUCUAAGAUACAUUUAUUAAGUUAUACACGGCAGGCUUGCCUGUGCCCUGGCACUGCCGACGUCCAUGGGUGACGACGAAACCUAUCAGGUGGGUCGUUAACUGAUUUGCAUUUGAAGGAAAUAAAACAAAACAUCAACUACCCUCUUUACCCAAACAAUUUUAUUGCUUUCAUAAUUGCAUCCUUUUUCAAAAUAACUUUUGGUGUUCUGCAAUAUAUUUUAUUUCCAAAUAAAAAAAAAAUAUCUGCUUCCUCGACAGAAGUGCUUUAUACACCUUUUAGUCGUUAGUAUCAUUUUCAACAGCGAGAUUCUAAACGCAUAAACAAUGUAAAUAUGCGUUAUGUUAAAAGUGUGUUAUGUGUUAACUUAUUUGUAAUAAUUUAUGGUCCAUAAUCGACUAUUAUAUGUAGUUAAUUUUAAGUGGCACUGUAAGGUACUUAUUAAUUUAAUUUAUGUAACACAAAAAUUAUUGAAUAACACGUCGCGCAAGCAGUUUGGUAAUUAGUAAUCUGUUAACAUGUACAAAUUAUACAAUAUCGAAAGGCAUUAUUAAAAAUAAAAACAUUACUAUUUUGGACAAAAAAAGGAAAUAAAUCGAUGUUUAAGUCUAAUGAAAUAUAUCGAUAUCCCCAUUCAUUGACGAAAUAAGUAUAUUCAAGAUAUUUCGAUGUUUAUAUCGACUAUUGGCAUCAAUUUGAAUAAAUAUGCAACUGAGACAUUAAAUCGACAGUUUUUAAAAAUUCGUGUGAAAAUAAUUUAUAAUCAGUCAAGAAAUAAACAUCCAUAAUGAAUUAAUUGUAAUUUUAGACUCGAAUUGAAUUUUUUUACCAGUUAACCCAGUUAAAAGUGAUAAAUUAAAAGAUUUUUAUUGAUUUUUUUUAUUAGGCAUGUAUUAUGUGCAGUCUAAACAUUGUCAAAAGAUUGCAAUUGCAAUUAUUAAAGUCAAUGCAUGCUUGUUGUAGAGUAGAUAAGCAUAUACGCACACUGCGCUAUUUUUAAUCAAAAUUCAUUAACGGCCGUUUUCAAUUAACGAUCCCACAAUCUUAAUUUCCGAUCGAAUCCCCAGAAUAAAUUAAUUUAAAAUGAGCAUGUGUAAGCAUGUCAAACAAACUUUGCACUAAUUGGUCCAGUUUCGCGUUGGAUUGGAAAUGCGAUUCAGUUUACUUAGAAUUUGGAAAAAGAAACACGACACGACUCCGUGUCUUUCCAUUGGGAUUAGUUGAGAUUCUAACACGUGACUGACGCGGUGUUCUUUCGGUCAAUCACAAAUAUCAAAAUCAGACUACAUCAACAUGCGAGUCGCGUUUUUUGGAACAUUUUAAGGGGCUGAUAGUUUAUGAAAAACGGCCUCAAAUAACGAACAAUAUGGACUGGAAAUAAAAAUGCAUUCCGAGGAAUAGUGUGACACGGUUUUUUUAGUUUAGUCAAGUAGGAUAGUACAAAUAUAGUGCAAUACAUGUAAGUGAUUAGAUCCACGGAAAA
Messenger RNA from Manduca sexta (tobacco hornworm), 5763 nucleotides. RefSeq names its product RAB11-binding protein RELCH homolog. Gene Ontology annotation, biological process: intracellular cholesterol transport. Gene Ontology annotation, molecular function: protein binding. Gene Ontology annotation, cellular component: recycling endosome; trans-Golgi network. The transcript is spliced from 16 exons. The record is from RefSeq and is a predicted model, not a curated record. The coding region runs from base 221 to 3700 and encodes 1159 amino acids. Lineage: Eukaryota; Metazoa; Arthropoda; Insecta; Lepidoptera; Sphingidae.